UUAUAUACAAUCUAGUUAAUUUUACUACAGAGAAAUCAUGUCUCACAUUGCUGUGGAGAGGAACAGGAGAAGACAGAUGAAUGAACAUCUUCAAGUUCUACGCUCUUUGACCCCUUGUUUCUACAUUAAAAGGGGAGAUCAAGCAUCCAUCAUAGGAGGAGUGAUAGAAUUCAUCAAGGAGUUGCACCAGGUUCUUCACUCCCUGGAAUCGAAAAAACGGAGGAUGAGUCUGAGCCCUAGCCCUGCUCCUAGUCCAAGAGUACCGCUCCAGCUUAUCAGUACUCCUCCUUCAGAAUGUAACUCAUUGAUCAGAAACACUAUUCACAAUGAAAAUGUGAAAGAGCUCGGAGCAUGCUGCAAUUCUGUGGCAGCUAAUGUUGAGGCGAAGAUCUCGGGUUCAAACGUUGUUCUGAAAACUGUUUCGCAGAGGAUUCCAGGACAGAUAGUGAAGAUCAUCAAUGUGCUGGAAACUCAUUUUUUUGAGGUUCUUCAUUUGAAUAUCAGUAGCAUGGAAGACACUGUUCUCUACUCCUUUGUUAUUAAGAUAGGGCUGGAAUGUCAGCUAAGUGUGGAGGAAUUAGCAGCUGAGGUCCAGAAAAGCUUCUGCUCUGACAAAGUUUAAUUACGUCAAGGAGAUGUACCAUAUAUAAAUCAGAUUUAUAGUAGCUACUUCCUGUUGUGUAAUAGCAGAAUUUUACAUUUGAAAA
This is a messenger RNA of Daucus carota subsp. sativus, 707 nucleotides long. RefSeq names its product transcription factor MUTE. Gene Ontology annotation, cellular component: nucleus. Bases 38 to 622 code for a protein of 194 amino acids. The transcript is spliced from 3 exons. Gene Ontology annotation, molecular function: DNA-binding transcription factor activity; protein dimerization activity. Lineage: Eukaryota; Viridiplantae; Streptophyta; Magnoliopsida; Apiales; Apiaceae. The record is from RefSeq and is a predicted model, not a curated record. Gene Ontology annotation, biological process: stomatal complex development; guard cell differentiation; positive regulation of DNA-templated transcription.